GACAGCGAUGCCACGCUCUAAACGCAGGCUUCAUUCGAGGUCCGGGUCCAGGUCGUCUGUCGGCGGCCGGUACGAGGAGAAGCGUUUGAAACAUACAGAGUCCGGCGACUGCUAUAAGAGUGCGAGGAUAUCGAACACAAGCUCGUCCCGCAGAAAACGCAAGCGUUCGGAAGAGUCGCAUCAUCAGCGCAGUGUCGGUUCCACUGGUGGCAGUCACAGGAAGAACAGAUAUCGGGAAGACAAAACAUCGCGGCGUCAUGAGCAUCGGACGUCUCGGAAGGACAGAGAGCGAGAGCGUGAACGGGAACGAGAACGAGACCGGGAACGUGAUCGAGAGCGCGAACGGGAACGAGACCGAGAAAGAGAACGUGAGCGAGAACGAGAGCGCGAACGUGAACGAGAUCGUGAUCGAGAUCGAGAACGCGAUCGAGAUCGGGAGCAUAGAACCGAUGCUACAAGAAAACACAGCCCCAUCAAGAAUGAUUCUCAUGGGCAUUUGAUCUACCAACCUGGUGACAUAGUUCAUAAUAGAUACAAACUGUUAUCUACCCUAGGUGAAGGUACUUUCGGUCGUGUCGUUAAAGCGAAGGACAUAGACAAGGAACACAUAAUCGCAUUGAAAAUCAUACGAAACGUAGAUAAGUAUCGGAAGACGGCCAAAUUGGAAAUCAAUGUGCUGGAAGAGAUCAUAGCCAAAGACCCAUCCGGGCGUCAUCUGUGCAUCUUGAUGCUGGACUGGUUCGAUUACCACGGGCACAUAUGUAUAGCAUUCGAGAUGCUAGGCCAGAGUGUGUAUGACUUCAUGAAAGACAAUAAGUAUCAACCGUUUCCCAUGGAGCAAGUGCGUCACAUGUCCUAUCAGCUAUGCUUUGCCGUGAACUUUUUACACAGCAUCAAGCUCACACACACUGAUUUGAAACCAGAAAACGUGCUGUUUGUAAAUUCGGAAUUCACGCCAGUGGUGAGCAGAACCACGAGAAAGAAUCGAGAACUACGCCACGUCAAUUGCACUGACAUUCGGCUAAUCGAUUUCGGUAAUGCCAUUUUCGAUCACGAGUACCACAGCACGAUUGUGUCGACGAGACACUACCGAGCACCGGAGGUGAUAUUGGAGCUAGGAUGGGCUCAGCCAUGCGAUGUGUGGUCGAUCGGGUGUAUAAUAUACGAACUGUACCUUGGCAUAACGCUGUUCCAAACGCACGAUAACCGAGAGCAUCUAGCCAUGAUGGAACGCAUACUGGGGCCGAUACCGUACCACAUGGCAAAAAAGACGCCAACACGGUACUUUCCCCACGGGAAGUUAGACUGGGACGAGAAAACUUCCGAGGCGCGAUAUGUACUGCAGAAUUGUAAACCCCUUGCACACAGUGCCAUGUCCGACGCGCCGGAGCAUAUGCAGAUGUUCGAUCUUAUUGCGAAGAUGCUAGAGUAUGACCCAAAAGACCGAAUCACGUUGGAGGAAGCGCUAGAUCAUCCGUUCUUUGCGAAGCUACCCGCGCAUCAGCGACUGCACCAACACCGAUAUACCAGCGAUAAAAGUAUGUCUUCUUCUGUGCCGCCGAGCAGUUCACGAGACUUCUCGCAUAGUCUGUCAAGAUGAAAAGAUGAGCAUGCGCUACUGUUGCUGCUGCUGGUG
Molecule: messenger RNA, 1636 nt
Organism: Anopheles nili
Lineage: Eukaryota; Metazoa; Arthropoda; Insecta; Diptera; Culicidae
Product: dual specificity protein kinase CLK2-like
Exons: 1
Coding region: 8-1600 (530 amino acids)
Biological process (GO): protein phosphorylation
Cellular component (GO): nucleus
Molecular function (GO): protein kinase activity; ATP binding
Source: RefSeq, a predicted model, not a curated record